Messenger RNA from Monosiga brevicollis MX1, 2012 nucleotides. RefSeq lists its product as uncharacterized. Gene Ontology annotation, molecular function: protein binding; molecular adaptor activity. The transcript has 10 exons. NCBI's taxonomy places the organism in Eukaryota, Choanoflagellata, Craspedida, Salpingoecidae. The record is from RefSeq and is a predicted model, not a curated record. Gene Ontology annotation, biological process: apoptotic process; regulation of cell population proliferation; hippo signaling. Bases 1 to 1797 code for a protein of 598 amino acids.
AUGGGCCCAGACUCGCCACUCGCCGCGGGUAAUGUGGGCGAGGGCGACGUGCUCUUGUCUCUCAAUGGCUGCUCCUUAGUCGACGUGUCCAAUGCAGAAGCUGCCCGCCUGCAACAAGCCUUGGUUGGAUCCGGUCAGGUUCACCAACGCCUCGUGACGCUGGACACCCAGGGAGCAUCGCCUGGCAUAUCGUUUGUAGCCGAUGCCGCGCGCCACGUGCGCAUUCUCUCCGUGGUACCUGGUAGCGUGGCAGCCACGGCUGGUGUGCAAGCCGGUUCACAACGCUCGCGCAGCUUACAUCGGACGGGCAGUUAUUCAAGUCUUGGGUCCAACUUCACAGAGGAUCCCAUUGCAAACAUCAAUGAUUUGCUACAGGCUGUGGAGGCUUCGCAUCACCGAUUGACGGCCGCACAAAGGGCAACCAUCCGGCAGUUGUGUGAGCCCGACAGCGCUGGCCUAGUCACCCGACACCGCUUCCAGCGAGCGUACGACAUGGUCAUGCAUGGGCCGAGCUCCAUCUCCGGCCAGCAGUCACGAGCAUCCUUUGUGAGCGACGUGGAUAUGGACGGCUCUUUUGCACCGACGCGUCAAACCGACGCAGGUUCUUCGAUCAUUGAUCCCACCCACAUCAAUUUGUCUGGUCUGGAUGACGAGACCCCUCGACUCCAAAGUCAGCUGCUUGCUGCUCGCGAGACGAUCGAGCGCCUACAGAAGGAAAACGCCAACUUGAAGAACCGCGAGAAGUACGAACGAUCUGCUGCCACACAGUCGCGACAAAUUGAGCGUGACUACGAUGAGAUUGUUGCCCUUCUUGAGGCAGAAAUUGCCCAUUUGCGGGCCCAGCUACGAGCGGGGCCGGACGAAAAGGACACGCAGCUGAUGCACUUGCGCCAACGCGUGUUGGUGCUCGGUGUGCAACUCAACAAGGCAGUCCACGGGCGACAGGCAUCAGAGGCGGCUCUGGAGAAGCUGCGUGACUUUGCCAACCGGACGUUGCGGCGCAUGAUCUUCAUCGGAAACUACGGGCCCCGGUUUGCGGACAAGUCGCUGGCCCUGCGCAGCGAUGGGACGCUUCAGUAUCGUCCAUCUGAUGGGCCAUUGCCCCCCACCGCACCCUGGGCCGUGGGCGAUGUCUGCCGGGCUCCGCAUCUGUACACGGGCAUGAUGACCCCGGCGGUGAUUGAGAGCAUUCAUGUUCCAGUGCACGCGAGCCGCACAGAGGUGCAGGUGCGAUUUCUUCAGUACGAAGACGUCCCCGAGUUGGAAGUUGUGUCCAUGGAUGCCUUGGAGCCCUUGUCAGAGGAGGAUUUUGUGGUGGCCGCGGCCCGGCAUGGUCGCUUGGCCCAGGCGGUGACCAAGAUGGAGACCACCAAGGCCAACACGACGCUCAACAGCAGUUUUACCAAAACGGAGCGCGAGAUUGAGAGUGAUUGUCGCCGCACCUUGGAAACUGUGGGUGCCCUCUUGGAAGACACUGUGUUGCCGUUUGGCUGGGAGUCUGCCUACACGGCCGAUGGCCUCAAGUACUACAUUGACCAUACAACGCAGACCACAUCGUGGAAGCAUCCGACCAGUCAAACAGAUCGCGCCAUCAACGCCGUUGCUUUCAACGACCGCGAGCGUGCCAUUGAGGCUGACUACAUCCGUCGCCACGAGGCCCGCAUUCGUGAGAUGAAGCAGAAGGAGAAGAGCGCCAUUGCCAGCGAGCGUGAGGAGAUUCUGGCACUGGCCAAGCAGGCCAAGUCGCAGCACGUCAAGGAGUUGCUCCAGGACCUUGCGGAUCACAUCCCCAACUAGACGUCGCCCUUUGCACGAGGCCUUGAGGUCGUCCAAACUGUGACACCGUGUUUUGAAGCUCUCGUCAUGAGAGGUGUCUCUGCCAAGAACCAACGCCCAAGCGACCAUCGGCGUCGUAGUUGCGUCUCGUGGGCCAUGCCCAAGCGCUCAACAACGCCUUUUCUCUUGGUGAAAACAAAUUUUGUGCAAACAAUAAAAAUUAAAACACAAAAGCG